Messenger RNA from Cottoperca gobio, 1453 nucleotides. It is a transcript of the gene ccl44, whose product is annotated as chemokine (C-C motif) ligand 44. The transcript has 5 exons. Gene Ontology annotation, biological process: immune response. The coding region runs from base 90 to 470 and encodes 126 amino acids. The record is from RefSeq and is a predicted model, not a curated record. Gene Ontology annotation, molecular function: chemokine activity. Gene Ontology annotation, cellular component: extracellular region. Lineage: Eukaryota; Metazoa; Chordata; Actinopteri; Perciformes; Bovichtidae.
AGAGAGGGAGGGAGUAAUAUAAGAGACGCAGCCAUAGAGAGAGAGGUGACAGAGUAGAUUAUCCUCUCCUCCUCUCUGCCAGCCUCAUCAUGUUCAUGCUGCAGAUGUUGACUGUUAUCUCUCUGACUGUUAUUCUCUUGGCAUCUGUGGAAGGUAAAGGCGUGCAGAUGCAAAGGGAUGUCCAAUGCUGCAUGUUGUACUCCCAGGGCAAGGUGCGUACCAAAGAUGUGUUGCGGUUUGAGGUGCAGACGGAGGGGCCCGACUGCAGUAUACAAGCCAUCAUUCUUUACACAAAGAAGGCGGUGAAGUGUGCAGACCCCAGAGACCGGAAGGUGAAGAGGUUGUUGAGAAAGCUCCUGCAGAGGCAGAGAACCAAGGCCCACCGAACCAUGUGGCUCCUUCCUCAUGACAACCUGCCCGUCAUGUCAGAGGACAAGAAAGAUAACUGGGUGGCUCUCAAUGUGGAGUGAUGGAGCGCCGUCAAAUAUGGAGGAAAACUCAUAGUCAUAAGCCAAGUAAACUUUCAGCGGCUCGUCCAUCUUUACACGGCGCAGCUCGCUGACUCUCCAGUCGUCUCGUGUCUCUCUCUAUCUACACUAUCUGUCUCCCUGGGACCAGACCUGGGCAGCAAUACAUAUUUAAGUGGCUUUAUAUUUAAACAUGAACUGUGCUUGAAGUAUUAUCAAACACGUGGUUGGAACAGUUUCUACAGAGGAGUAUUUACUUGUAAGAUAAGUUGAAUUGAUUUUGUUUUUAAAUGGCUCAUACUGUUAUUUGCCAGAGUCUGCCUGGAAGCGUCUCCCUCUGCAACACUACUACUCGUGGCUGAUGUCAGUGGAAAAAAGGUGUAAUUAAGAAUACGAUAAAAGAGCAGUGAUAUUUAUAGAAUAUUGUAAAUCAGCAAGAUACUCUAUGCUUAUUUGUGACUUGUAUACCUUCAGUAAUGUGUUUAUAACACUGCACACAGUAUAGUAGACAGGGUUUCAUGUUCAGAAUAUCAGGGAACAUUUCUCUCAAGUUGUUUUGCACUUUGUUUGGUUCAAUCCAGGUCAUAGUUGUCUUAAAGUAUUUGACUGUUAAACAGGUGAAAUCAAAGUGGGAUCAGAGAGAUCUCACCUGGAUACAACUCAUAUCCAGGUGAACACAUAAAGAGCAAAUGUUCCUGGUAUUUUGUCCACUCUGUAAAUUGACUGUUUGUAAACUUAGCAUAAAACCCGAGUCUAUCUUUAAAUGUCUACGCAGUUACAGUUUACAUUUGUCUUUUCCACCAAUAGUUCGUCACUAAACUAUGCCAAAGUAUUCAUGUUUCAAUUCACCACAUGGCAAGGCUGUUAAAACUUAGAGGGCUCAAUUUUGUGUGAAACACACAAGUAUUGUAUUGUAGAAGAAUGCACUGUAUGUUAAAACACAUUAUCUCAAGUGAACUAUUUUAUAAAUUAAUCUGAAAUAUCGA